GACAUUUUCAAAAAGAGAUUUGAAGUUUUACUUCUAUCUCAAUCAGUCAUGACCAUGAAGGAGAUUAAAGAAGAAGACUUUGAUUAUUUUCUCCAAGAGUUUUCAAGGCGACCUCGAGAGGAUGAUUCAACCAGCAAAGAAGAAAUGAGUCCUGCAAUAAAAAUGGAAGAGGAGUCCAAUGUUACAGGAAACAGUCAUGAUGGUAUGACAUCUAUCAGGAAGGUGUCAGAAUCAUACAAGCUUGUUACAAUAAAGAAGGAAAUCAAAGAAGAAGACGUUGAUGAUUUUCUCCAAGAAUAUUUGUGGCAACCAGGGCAGGAUGAUUCAACCAGCAGAACAACCUGUGAAGAAGAAAUCAGCCCUGCAAUGGAUAUUAAAGAGGAAGAGGAGUUCAAUUUUACAGGAAACAGUCAUGAUGGUAUGACGUGUAUCAGCAAGGAGUCAGAAUCAUCCCAACUGGUCACAUACAAGAAGGAAAUCAAAAGAGAGGACUUUGAAGACUCAUCGCAGAGAGCACAAGAGAAUGAUGAAACAAAACCGUCUUUCUAUGAGGAAGAAAAUUGUUUAUCCGUGGAUAUUGAAGAGGAACUUGACCCUAACCUAAUCAACAAUGGCAACAAUGGCAUGUCUCCUACAAGUUCCCCUGCGGUCAACAUGCGUGCUGGGACGACACUUCAGUGCACCACAUGUGGAAAGGUGUUUACACAUGCAAGAUUUCUAAGGAGACACCAGAGGCUUCAUACUGGUGACAAGACUUGCGAAACAUGUGGAAAAUAUUUUGCAAAGAAAGAAAAUCUUAAAGUACAUCUGAAAAUUCAUACUGGAGAAAAGCCUUUCCCAUGUACAGCAUGUGGAAAGACUUUUAUACAAAAAGGUCAUCUUCAGAAACACCUUGUGAUUCAUACUGGAGAAAAGCCUUUUCUUUGUACAACAUGUGGAACAUCUUGUGCAACAAAAGAUAUUCUUCAGGUACACCUGAAGAUUCAUACCGGUGAAAAGCCUUUCCCAUGUACAACAUGUGGAAAGACUUUUCUACGAAAAGGUGAUCUUAAUAAACACCUGGUGAUUCAUACUGGAGAAAAGCCUUUUCCUUGUACAACAUGUGGAAAGUCCUUCAGAGAAGGAGGCACUUUAAGGAGACAUCAGAUGAUUCACACUGAUGAAAAGCCUUACCUAUGUACCACAUGUGGGAAAGCUUUUAGAGUGGCAGGUGAUUUAAGGAGACACGAGAGGACACACACUGGUGAAAAGCCUUACCAAUGUACAACAUGUGGAAAAGCCUUUACACAGGCAAGUUCUUUAAGGACUCACCAGAGGAGCCACACUGGAGAAAAGUCAAUGUAUCACUGACUAGAUUGGCCUAUGUGUAAAGAAUAAAAUCAGUUAUUUUUAAAAAUGGAUUAUGUAUCCCUGUGUGCUCUGACAAGACAAUAGUCCUGAAUACUUUAUUAUCUCAUUACCUUUAAGACAUGAUUUCCAUAAACAACUAAAUAAAUGAACUGAUAUCAAUUGAAAAUAACAUAUAGAAAUUCGGACCACCACUUAGAAACAGUGUUUUAGACAUCCUCCCAUGAAUUUAAGGAUAUAUGUUAAGAGAAGAAACAUGUCGUAUGUGACUGCAUGUAAAAUAUGAAUGUAUUGCAUUCUGUAAAUGUUUACUGCUAUGGACUAUAUGUAAAUGAUUACUGAAUAUGACGAAGUGACUGAGACAACAAGUGGCUAUAGUAAAAUUAUAUUUAUUAUUAUAUUUCCUUUUGUUGUGUUGGCUCAUGAAACAUGUUAGCAGUAGAUGAUUAUUGUGCAUAUGCAUAUUUAUUUAUCUCUGACUGAGCAAAUGUAACACUAUGCUGAGAGGAGAUUAUUGAUUGUAAGGUGCUUC
Messenger RNA from Engraulis encrasicolus (European anchovy), 1879 nucleotides. RefSeq names its product zinc finger protein OZF-like. Bases 49 to 1350 code for a protein of 433 amino acids. The transcript is spliced from 2 exons. NCBI's taxonomy places the organism in Eukaryota, Metazoa, Chordata, Actinopteri, Clupeiformes, Engraulidae. The record is from RefSeq and is a predicted model, not a curated record. Gene Ontology annotation, biological process: regulation of DNA-templated transcription. Gene Ontology annotation, molecular function: DNA-binding transcription factor activity, RNA polymerase II-specific; RNA polymerase II cis-regulatory region sequence-specific DNA binding.